GUUUGUUUAUUCUACGCGGGGUAAUUUAAGCUCCUGUCUUUGGGAGUUCUGACAACAAAUGUCUGUUCUUUUGAGGUCUUGCAUUUUCUAACGAGGUUUGCAAAAGAGAACUAUAGUCACUUUAUUAACUCCAUUGUUAACCAAGAGAUAAUGACAGGAAAGGACUUACUGCUCGAAGAAGGGCGUUUUUUAAUAAAUACACCAUUUGUGUCUAAUAAGUAAGACAUCUCAAACAAUUGUUUAAUUUUUCUGUAUAGAAAGCAUUAGCUGCUAUUGUUGUGGAUCUAUUGCAUAUUUUGGUCAGCAGCUGGUUUGAGAGCUCCAGAUGGAGGGAGUGUUGCUUUUAAAGUCGACCUCUCCUUCCACGUGUUCGCCUGAAGAUUCUUCUGAUAUGUCACGGGAUGCAAAGGAAAAUUCAGAUCUCCAAGUAACUUCUUUGGCUCCUGUCAUGCAUGCUACAGUGGCACCUCCACCACCACCUCCUCCUCCACCUCCACCUCCUCCUCCAACUUCUUUUGACUCUUGUGAUGUCCAGAGACGUUCCAUGAAAAGGCUGAACUGGGACACCAUUCCCAGACAUAAUGUGGUUGGGAAGCUGAAUAUAUGGACUUCCAAACGGCCUCAGAGGAAUUUGGUCCUGGAUAUUCGGACCAUGGAAGAGUUAUUCAGUCAUGUUGACAAACGGGCAUCCUUACGCAGUUCAACAGUCGUAGGUCUGCGCAAGUAUGGCAGCAUGGACCUCCUUCCACAGGAGCCUCGGAUCACAAUUCUGGACUCCAAGAGGAGUAUGAAUACUGGGAUUUUCCUGAGACAUUUCAAGAGGUCUGUGAAGGAAAUAGUGGAGGAUAUCCGUCAAGGGAACUGGCUCAGAUUUGGAACAGGCAAGCUAAAAGAGCUCUGUAAACUGCUGCCAGACGAAAGUGAGGUGAAGCAACUACAGUUGUUCAAUGGGACUGUGUCUUCAUUACCUGAGGCUGACCAGUUCAUGGUGCAGCUCAUCAGAGUUCCAGGCUAUGAAGAACGCCUGAAAACAAUGGUGCUUAGGGAGGAAUUCUUUCCUCUCAUGGAGGAGGUGAAGAACUCCAUUGCUGUCAUGACCAAAGCAGCAAAUGAGCUAUUGGACUGCGAUGACCUCCAUUCAGUCAUUCGACUGGUAUUAAAAGCUGGGAAUUACAUGAAUGCUGGCGGUUACAGUGCCAAUGCCAUUGGCUUUAAGAUGGCUUCUCUCCUCAAGCUAGCAGACACUAAAGCCAACAAGCCUGGCAUGAAUCUCCUGCACUAUGUUGCCAAGCAAGCAGAAGACAUUGAUGCUGAGUUGUUGACUUUUCCCCGCCAGCUUGAUCACAUUGAGAUGGCUUCAAGAAUCUGUAAAAACGAAGUAAUCACAGACUUUGAGGCGGAAGUUGAGAAGAUUAAAGAAGUGAAACAGUUCAGCAGCAGACCGCCUGGCCUUUUGCAACAAUUGGAGACAUUUCUUAUGAGGGCAGAAGCCAAGAUUGCAGACAUGGAGAUAUCUCUCCAGGAACUACAUGCUGUUAGCCACGCUGUUGCAGAGUACUUUUGUGAAGACCCUGCUACUUUCAAACUAGAGGAGUGCUGCUCCAUCUUCAACUCGUUUUGCAAGAGGUUUGACACAGCCGUACAGGAGAACCGAGAGCGAGAGGCAGCAGAGCAGAGACACAAGCGGAAGGAGAGCAUGCGUAUAUCAGUCAAACGCCGCUCUACUGUAUCUUGUACAGGACCUGAGCUUAAUAAUGUGUCCUCGUGUUUGGAGUCAGCCCUGCAUAACCUUCUUUCCUCUGUCCCGGGCAGUAUACCCAGAUGCAGGAAGAACAUGCGUCCCCUAGUUAAACCAUCGCUAUCUGAAUGCAGCUCUCAAAUUGCAGACAAACCAGCUGCAGCAACCAGUCAAGAGAGUCCAGAAAAGAAACAGCUGAAACUGCAGAAAGAGAGUAUGCAAAUGUCAAAAGUAGAAGACAAAGAAGUGGAGAAGAUGCGUGAGGUAACUCGGAAGGUGCUUGAUUUCCAAAAACGCAGUGGCAGCCUUGAUGGUGACAAGAUUUUAGGCAGUCCUCAUUCAGACAGAGGACAAGGGAAAAUUGCCACCCCGAGUACCCCUCUCCCUCGAACCAGAGACUUCUUUUUUGCCUAUAAUGGGGAUGUUGGUUCCCCAUGGACUAUUCUGAGUCCUAUCACUUGCUCCCAAAGGGACAACCCACUUCGAAACAGACAAGCUCGCCAGCAAAGAAUUUCAAGGACAUGCAGCAGAGAAAACCCUGUUGAUGGAUCCUGGAAAAGUGAUGAAAAACACACCCAACCCAACACCUGCAGCCAGGACAGAACAUCUCCAUCAGUGGGCUCUGCAUCUCUUCCUGAGUGCCCCUGUCAGAGGAUUUUGUCCCAAGGUCCAGUUGUCAGGUCUGCUUCUGUGGAUGAAACCAUGCGAUCCUCUGCAACUGGCUUCAAAAUGGGAGGCUUGUUCCAAAGGAGCACAUCUCAGAGGUGUUAUUCUUCUAGCUCACAGACAGGAAAUAUUAGAGAACAUGAAGCUGGCAGUAAGGCGGGAAGUCGUGUGGAGGGGCAAGCGAGCGGGUCCGGAUUUAUGUCCUUCCUCAAACGCAUCGGAGGCAGAAGUAAGCCUGGUGAUUUGGAGGAACAAAACUUAAAAAGGGAUGCAAUACUUGAUUAGAAUUUUUCCUUACAAAGAUAAAGCUCUCUUUUUUUAGUUUUUUUUUUUUUUUUUUUUUUUGAAAACCCUUCAGUAAGAACAAGGUAAUUUUGGACUUGCUUUGCCCUCUGAGGGUUUUUGGUGGUCAGUCCACAUCCAAAAGUCUUAACAACUGUUUUUGUUUGUCUUCUUUUUUUGUAAACA
Molecule: messenger RNA, 2872 nt
Organism: Melanotaenia boesemani (Boeseman's rainbowfish)
Lineage: Eukaryota; Metazoa; Chordata; Actinopteri; Atheriniformes; Melanotaeniidae
Gene: fhdc3
Product: FH2 domain containing 3
Exons: 12
Coding region: 326-2689 (787 amino acids)
Source: RefSeq, a predicted model, not a curated record